Naegleria gruberi is the source of this 1815-nucleotide messenger RNA. RefSeq lists its product as uncharacterized. Bases 1 to 1815 code for a protein of 604 amino acids. The record is from RefSeq and is a predicted model, not a curated record. Gene Ontology annotation, cellular component: nucleolus; TRAMP complex. The transcript has a single exon. Gene Ontology annotation, molecular function: mRNA binding; poly(A) RNA polymerase activity. Gene Ontology annotation, biological process: RNA 3'-end processing. Lineage: Eukaryota; Heterolobosea; Eutetramitea; Acrasida; Naegleriidae.
AUGCCUCUCAACCUCAACUUUUUGCAGGAUUCAUCAUCGGAUGAAGAGGAGGACAUGAACAUUGUCUCGAAAAAUCAAAAACCACGUGAUUUUAUUAGUUUUGAUGAUAGUGAUGACGAUAAUGAUGACGGAGAGGAUGUAAAAAUUGUGGAAAAGGAAGAGAAAGUAGUUGAAAAAGAACCAGAACAACAAAAAGAGGAAGAAAAAGUAGCAGAGAACGUUGAUAACAAGAUUGCUCAAGUCACAAAGACUAGAGACAAUAUUUUGUCAUUAUUCUCUAGUGCUCAAUCUCAAUGGUCUCAUCACUAUAACAUUGAUAUGGCUUUGCAACAGAAAAUUGAUGGAAAACCAAUUUUAUCAAAUUCCAUGAAGGAAAGGCUUGCUGCUAUUAAAAGUAAAAAGAAGGAAAUUAAUGGUAAUAUAACAAUUAACAAAGAAGUCACACCUACAACUGUUGCCACUAAUAGUAGUACAACUAGUAGUGGUACAUUGGAAACAAAUGAAGAAGAGAAGGUAAUUGAUGAAAAACCAAAGUAUAUUGAACCAGAAAGUCCAUCAGUGGUUGUUGAUAAUGAUGAUGUUAUUGAAAUUAAAGAGAAUAAUGAAGAGGAAAGUACAGAAGGAUUCAUCAAAAUUGAUGAUACCAUUUCUAACCACCAAUAUAACUAUGAAGCUCAUAAUGCCUAUGCUAAAUAUCAAACAACAAUUCCAUGGCAAACUCAAGAUUAUUCUUCAUAUCCUCCUCCUUUACGUCUUCAUUAUGAAUUAAUUGACUUUUAUAAUUUUGUAAAACAAACAAAAGAAGAAGAACUUGUUAGAGAACGUGUAUUGGAAAAGGUUAUGAGAUUAUGUAAAAAUGUGGAUCCUAACUGUAGAAUCCAAAUGUUUGGUAGUUAUCCUGCUGGAUUAAUGUUACCUGGUAGUGAUUUGGAUUUACAUGUACUUUCAAGAUCACUCUCUCAAAAAGUAUUUUUGGAAAAGUUGAACAGAGAAUUGAACAAAUCAACAGAAUUUGUUGAAAUUAAUUUCAUUAGAAAUGCAAAUGUACCAAUUAUCAAGUUUAAGGAAGCAAUUUCACUUCAAGAAGUUGAUGUAUCUUGCAAUAAUGCUGAUACAGAUUCAAGUGUAGAAUUUAUUAGAAGAAGUAGUGAAAAGUAUCCUGCCUUUAAAUAUUUAUGUUACUUUUUGAAAUAUUUCUUAAAACAAAGAAAUUUAAAUAUGGUUCUUUAUGGAGGACUUUCUAGUUAUGGAUUAAGUUUGAUGAUUGUUAGUCAUUUACAAAUGCAUACAAGUAACUCUAGUAUUGAAGAAAGAGAUGUUACUUCACUAGGCACCUUACUUUUGGACUUUUUCGCACUCUAUGGAAGAUAUUUCAAUUAUUAUUUCGCUGCAAUUAGUCCAAGUCACGAAGGUAAAUAUUUACCAUACCAAAUGAAAAUCAGAUCAGGUUAUUCAUCCUCUCUCAAAUUCACACCAAACAUUAUUGAUCCAACUAAUCCAUCUAACAAUGUAUCAAAGGGUUCUAGUGCUUUACUUUCAAUUAGAAACUCAUUUAGUAAUGCCUUCGAUGCAUUAAUUUCUCCAACUAAUAUCAAUAAGGAAUCUUUAUUAUCAACUAUUUUGCGAGUUAGCCCAGAUUUGUGUUGGAGAAGGAUUUACAUUCAUCAAGAUCAAUCCUUCUUAAUCACUUGUAAACAAUUUGCCAAAUAUUUCAAUUCUUACAUCACCAAUGAUGAGGAAGAUAACAAAUAUAGCAAUAGUAAGAAACGUCAAUAUAAGGGAACAUUUACACAAUCGAAGAAAAAGAAAUUUUAA